This is a messenger RNA of Eimeria acervulina, 951 nucleotides long. RefSeq names its product poly(A)+ RNA export protein, putative. Gene Ontology annotation, biological process: RNA export from nucleus; transcription-dependent tethering of RNA polymerase II gene DNA at nuclear periphery. Gene Ontology annotation, molecular function: RNA binding; ubiquitin binding. Bases 1 to 951 code for a protein of 316 amino acids. The record is from RefSeq and is a predicted model, not a curated record. Lineage: Eukaryota; Apicomplexa; Conoidasida; Eucoccidiorida; Eimeriidae. The transcript has 10 exons. Gene Ontology annotation, cellular component: nuclear pore.
AUGGCUUUUGGCUUCGGUCGUUCCACGACGGAAUCGGCCAACUAUUAUUCAAAACAAAACUCGACGGAACUUCCAAAUGGACCUUCUGACUCGGUGUCUCAGCUAGCAUGGACAACGCAGAUGCUGUUAACAGCCGGAUGUGACAAACAGGUGAAGGCAUAUGAUCUCAUCAGUGGCCGAACGACAGGACAAGUCAUUGGGCAGCACGAUACACCCGUAAACUUUGUCGCGUGGAACCCUAUGCACAAAUUAGUUAUCAGCACAAGCUGGGAUGGAGGCGUGAAGAUGUGGGACGGGAAGCAGCCGAACCCCGUGUGGCAACAAAAUGUCGGCGCCAAAAUAUGCAAGGCAGCUUUCCACGACUGUUUCUUAGGAAUCUGUGACACCUUCCACGAUUGCGUGAUCCUGAAUGUUCCGCUUUUGCUGCAACAGGGCCAGUCGGCCUUUGCUGUAAAUACUCCGAGUACGGCGGCCGCUGCCUCGAUUCCCGUUAUUACAAAAACAGGGUCUCAGUACCAGAAAAUGCAAACGCGUUCUAUGGCUUUCUUCCCCGACGAUGCUUCACAGACUCCAGGGGUCGCGAUUGGCAGUGUAGAAGGGAGAUGCAGCAUUCUGUACAUAAAAGAAGCGCAUAAAAACAUGGACUUCAGCUACCGGUGCCACCGCCAGGAGGUUCCGCAACAGCAGUUGCAGAUAUUCUCCGGAUCUGAUGGCGUUAUUAUCUGCUGGGACAAGGAAUCAAGACAGAAUCUAGUUCGUGUGUGCGCCAGACUCAAGACCUUCGAACCUGCCGGCGCACCGAUUGCUGAUCUGAAGUAUGACCCGACGUCCACAGCACUGGCGUACGCAGGCCCAGACCAGCAGGAGCUGGCCAAGGGGCAUCACGUUUAUAUUCACGCGAUGAAGGAGGAGGAUAUUCGCCCUCGGCCAAAGAAUACCCAGCGUCGCUGA